Molecule: messenger RNA, 540 nt
Organism: Penicillium daleae
Lineage: Eukaryota; Fungi; Ascomycota; Eurotiomycetes; Eurotiales; Aspergillaceae
Exons: 3
Coding region: 1-540 (179 amino acids)
Source: RefSeq, a predicted model, not a curated record
AUGGGCCAAACCACUGUCGGUAGCCCACGUCUGCAUAAGAGUGUUGCUAGUAGCGUUGAUGACGGCGAGCUGAGGCAUGGGGGCACCGUUGCUCUUGCCGCUAACCUGGUUCUGGUCGACGACCCGGACAAUACCACCUCCGUCGCCAACAUACAGCUCAUUGCGAUCUGGCAGAACAGCCAGCCCGUUGGGACCCGAGACAUUGUACUCAUUGGCACCGUUCGCCUUGAAGAGUCCAACGAAGCCGGUAAUAACGGUAGUCUGGCUCUCUUUCUGCAAGUCGACCACAUGGACCCCGUUAUUCACUCGAUCCGAGAGAUAGUAGGUGCCAUUGAAGAUCACGCUUUGAUCAACGCUGGUGGUGUUCUUGGCACUCGGGCCAGCAAAGGCCAAAAGGAAGAGAAGACGGUUAUCAAAGAUCAUCUUGUCUACGUUCAAAAUGAAGGCACUGAAGACGGGUACGAGCAGGAAGCAGAGAAGAGUUUUGAACAAUACCUUUUUUUCGAGACCCGUCUUCAUCCCCAAUUACAUCUUAUAUAG